AUGACUGUCAAGUCCCUCGGAAUUCGCGUCUCCAUCGACAGGGGCGGCACCUUUACUGAUGUCCACGCUGCCAUCCCCCAACAGAAAGACAUUAUUCUCAAACUCCUAUCAGUCGACCCGGCAAAUUAUCAAGAUGCCCCGACAGAAGGCAUUCGCCGAAUCUUGGAGCUGGUCACGGACCAGAAACUACCCCGGGGAGAGCCGCUCGACCUCUUUCACUUCGAGUCCAUCCGCAUGGGCACCACCGUUGCUACCAAUGCCUUGUUAGAGCGCAAGGGCGAGAAGGUCGCCCUCCUUACCACUAAGGGCUUCCGGGAUCUCUUGGCCAUUGGCAAUCAGUCCCGGCCAAACAUCUUUGAUUUGUCAGUAUCACGCCCAGAAGUCCUUUUCGACCAAGUCGUUGAGGUGGACGAGCGCGUGACCAUGGAGGAUUACACCGAAGACCCCCAGUCGGCCAAGACGAUUGCGAAUGGCGACGAUGCUCAUCUCGUCACCGCCAUCACAGGCGAGACCAUUCGUCUCCUCCAAGUGCCAGAUUUGGCUGUUGUUCGCUCAAAUUUGCAACAGCUCUGGGAUGACGGCUUCCGCUCCGUGGCCGUCGUCUUCAUUCACUCAUAUGCGUUCCCUGACCAUGAACUCCUGGUCGGCAGGCUGGCCCUCGAGAUGGGAUUCUCUGUCACGUUGUCCUCCGAGGUACAGCCCAUGAUUAAUGUUGUGCCACGAGGUACUUCUGCUGUUGCAGACGCGUAUCUUACACCCAUUAUUAAGCAAUACAUCAAUUCCAUCUCUGCAAAUUUUCGUGGGGGCUUCGAGUCUGCUUCCACCCGUGUCGAGUUUAUGCAGUCGGAUGGUGGCCUCGCCGAUUACCGCAAAUUCAGCGGUCUCAAGGCUAUUCUUUCUGGUCCGGCUGGUGGCGUCGUGGGCUAUGCCCAGACUUCUUGGGACGACGAGGAGAAGUGUCCCAUUAUCGGCUUCGACAUGGGCGGCACUUCUACAGACGUCUCUCGAUAUGCUGGUGUAUACGACCACGUCUUUGAAACCACCACUGCCGGGAUUGCCAUUCAGUCCCCUCAGUUGGACAUCCAUACAGUUGCGGCUGGCGGUGGUUCCAUCCUGACAUGGAAGAAUGGCCUUUUCAAUGUUGGACCCGAGUCCGCCUCUGCGCAUCCCGGACCUGCGUGUUACAGAAAAGGAGGGCCUUUGACCAUCACGGACGCAAACCUGUUUCUCGGCCGCCUCUUGCCAGACUACUUCCCAAAAGUGUUCGGUCCCAAGGAGAACGAGCCCCUCAAUCGAGAAAUCGUGGAGUCCAAGUUCGCCGACCUGACGAGUGAUAUUAAUAAGGAUAGAGAGCUCACUGGCCUGUCUCCAUUUUCACCGCAGGAAGUAGCUCUAGGUUUCCUGAAAGUUGCCAACGAAGGAAUGGCUGGCCCCAUCCGUGCUCUCACAGAGGCUCGUGGCUACGACGCCGCAGAUCACCAUCUUGCGUGCUUUGGCGGUGCCGGGGGACAGCAUGCUUGCUCAGUGGCGGAAGUCCUUGGAAUCUCUCGCAUCAUCAUUCAUAAGUACUCAUCGAUUCUGUCCGCCUAUGGCAUCUCGCUCGCAGAUGUUGUACACGAAGUUCAGCGGCCAGCCGCCAUUACAUACGGAAAAGACACACAAGCCGGUAUCCAGGCACAGUUGGAACUUCUCGCUGAACAAGCCAGACUUGAGCUUCUUAAGCAGGGCUUCUCACCCGACAACAUCAAAUUCGAUGCCUACCUGAGCAUGAGGUAUCAAGGAUCCAGCAGCUCGCUUAUGAUCCUCAAAAGAGACGAUUGGGAUUUCCAGCGUGAGUUUGAAGAGUCUCACCGCCGAGGCUUCGGGUUCCAUUUCCCCGAGAAACCUAUCAUCGUUGAUGAUUUCCGCAUCAGAGCUAUCGGCACCACUGGUUCCAAGCAGGCCAAUACGCCUUUCAGCCAACUCAAAUCUGUGAAUGCCGCAGAGAGCUCUGCCCCUGCCUCCAGCGGAACCAACAGAGUCUUUUUUGAAGGUUUCGGUAGCCUAGACACACGUGUAUACGAACUCCAAUCCCUUCCAGUUGGUGCACGCAUCACUGGGCCAGCCCUCAUCAUUGACAACACCCAGACUAUCCUCGUCACUCCUGAUUCUAUCGCUACCAUCCUAGACAGCUACGUUGUCAUUGACAGAAAGCUCCAAAAACAAGAACGAUCCUCCGACGGUGUAGAAGAGGAAUUCAGCCCCAUCCAACUCACCGUCUUCGGACACAGAUUCAUGUCCAUUGCCGAGCAAAUGGGCCGUACCCUGAAAAAAACGGCCGUAUCAACCAACAUCAAAGAACGUCUAGACUUUUCUUGUGCAAUAUUCAGUCCCGACGGCGGCCUGGUAGCCAAUGCGCCCCAUGUACCCGUCCAUUUGGGCUCCAUGCAGUUCGCGGUACAGUACCAGCACAAGCUAUGGGAGGGAAAGCUGCAAGACGGUGACGUCCUUGUUUCCAACCACCCUUCUUGCGGAGGCACCCAUCUUCCAGACAUAACAGUCAUUACACCCGUCUUUGACGGCGACAACCUUGCAUUCUAUGUUGCUUCCCGUGGCCACCACGCCGAUAUUGGCGGCAUCCUACCGGGCUCCAUGCCACCUACUUCCUCUGCCCUUUGGCAAGAGGGCGCCUCUAUUGAAUCCACGAAACUAGUCAGCGCAGGUCGUUUCAAUGAAGACGAAAUCAAGAGACUAUUACUCGUUGAACCUGCUAAAUACGAGGGCUGCUCUGGAACACGUAGACUGCGAGACAAUCUGUCUGAUCUCAAGGCCCAAAUUGCUGCCAACGCAAAGGGCAUCACACUCAUUAGGGCCCUAAUCUCUGAAUUUGGUCUCGCCUCCGUCCACAGAUAUAUGUACGCCAUUCAGCAUACAGCCGAAGACGCUGUUCGCGGGCUCCUCCGCGACACUCUGGCCAAAUUUGGCCCCGAGCCUCUGACCGCAACCGACUACAUGGACGACGGAACGCCAAUCGCCCUCAAAAUUACCAUCUCACCCUCUGGUUCCGCAACAUUCGAUUUCACCGGGACGGGCCCUCACGUCCUCGGCAACACCAACGCCCCCAAAGCCAUCACGCACUCCGCCAUCAUCUACUGUCUCCGCAGUCUAGUCAAAUCCUCUAUUCCCUUAAACCAAGGCUGCCUCGCACCCAUUCAAAUCAUUAUUCCCGAGGAUUCGAUCCUGAACCCAGGAGCUGGUCUAGCCGUAGUAGGCGGCAACGUCCUCACAUCACAACGCGUGACAGACGUUGUUCUCCGUGCGUUCCGCGCGUGUGCCGCGUCCCAGGGAUGCUGCAACAACCUUACCUUCGGGACGGGGGGCAAAGAUCCCAUUACAGGCGAACAUAAAGAGGGAUUUGGAUACUACGAGACGAUAGCAGGGGGCUCAGGAGCUGGUGCGGACUGGGUAGGACAGAGCGGGGUGCACACGCACAUGACCAAUACGCGAAUUACAGACCCAGAAGUCUUUGAGAAGCGGUAUCCUUGCAUUUUGCGCCGUUUUCAACUAAGAACAGGGUCCGGUGGCCGUGGCAGAAAUAAGGGCGGCGAUGGUACGGUGCGAGAGAUUGAGUUCCGUGUGCCGGUGCAGUGCUCGAUUCUCAGUGAGCGCAGAUCUCGUCGUCCAUAUGGCAUGGACGGUGGUCAAGAUGGCCAAGCCGGUCUGAACUCGGUCCAUGUCAUAGACCAAAUGACUGGAAAGAUGAGGAUAGUUAAUCUUGGCGCCAAGGCUACAACAAAGCUGGGUCCCGGGGAGAGUGUUAUUAUUGAAUCACCGGGCGGUGGCGGUUGGGGUAGUGAGUAG
Molecule: messenger RNA, 3840 nt
Organism: Metarhizium brunneum ARSEF 3297
Lineage: Eukaryota; Fungi; Ascomycota; Sordariomycetes; Hypocreales; Clavicipitaceae
Biological process (GO): glutathione metabolic process
Cellular component (GO): cytosol
Molecular function (GO): 5-oxoprolinase (ATP-hydrolyzing) activity
Source: RefSeq, a predicted model, not a curated record